GCUAAAGUGCAGGAAGAGGCUGAGCCUUUGAGCAAAGGGGAACCAUGGAAAACAUCCCUACAGUGGGCUUGGGCACCUGGAAGACACAGGAAUAUGACUUUCAAAAUAUGUGAAGGCAAUGGAAAACCAUAGCAAAUGUGACACUUGACUGAUGAUCUUAAAUAAUGUCGCUAUGCUAGGCCUCUCCAGGAGAAGUGACUGAUGCAGUUAAGGUGGCUAUCAACCUGGGCUACCGGCACUUCGAUUGUGCUUACUUAUACCACAAUGAGAGCGAGGUGGGAAUGGGAAUCAGUGAGAAAAUCAAGGAGGGCGUGGUGAAGAGAGAGGAUCUCUUUGUAGUCAGUAAGCUGUGGUGUACCUGCCACAAGAAGUCUUUGGUGAAAACAGCAUGCACCAAAACCCUGGAAGCCCUAAACUUGGAUUACCUGGACCUCUACCUCAUACACUGGCCCAUGGGUUUCAAGCCUGGGGACAAAGAUAUCCCUUUGGAUCGCAAUGGCAAGGUCAUACCCAGUCACACCAACUUUCUUGACACUUGGGAGGCCAUGGAGGACCUGGUGUUUGAGGGUCUGGUGAAGAAUAUUGGGGUGUCCAACUUUAACCAUGAACAGCUUGAGAGACUUUUGGAUAAGCCUGGUUUGAGAGUCAGGCCGAUAACUAACCAGAUUGAAUGCCACCCAUAUCUUAAUCAAAAGAAGCUGAUUGAUUUUUGCCAUAAAAGAAAUGUGUCUGUGACUGCUUACCGUCCCCUCGGUGGCUCAGGAGGUGGGUUUCACUUGAUGGAUGAUACUAUCAUUCGAAAGAUUGCAAAGAAGCAUGGCAAGUCUCCUGCUCAGAUUUUGAUCCGAUUUCAGAUCCAAAGGAAAUUGAUAGUGAUUCCCAAAUCUGUCACCCCAAGUCGGAUUAGAGAGAAUAUCCAGGUAUUUGAUUUUGAAUUAACUGAAAAAGAUAUGGAGGAACUCCUCAGCCUAGACAAGAACCUCCGUUUGGCCACAUUCCCCACAACUGAAAAUCACCAAGACUAUCCUUUCCACAUAGAGUAUUGAAAACAGCUUCACUCGCCAUCAUCUCUGCUCAGCAAAACCAGAUCACCAAGCUCUGAUCCACCUCUGUAAAGGCUGUAUGGUUCCUGUGUGACCACAGCACCAGACACAGACACAGCCAAGAAUGACAACAGAGUAAGAACAAGGAAAUCCUGCCUAGAACAGAACCAGUUCAGAGAAAAAUAAAGACCUAGGUAUGAGAAAGGGAAAGACCAUGGAGGCUGUGGCUGCUUCCAACUUGUUAGGGAUAGCCGAGUGCAAAGAAUAUUGUAAUUGAUGUCAGUUAGUCGUAGCCUUUCUGGCUUCUAUUUUCCGAAGUGAAAUGCUAAUUGCUCACGAAUUAAAAUUACCUUCACAUUUUAAGAAAACCUGCUUGACAGAAGUGUUUGAAUAAUAUGUAAGAUUUGAGAAAUUAGUAUAAUUAAUAUCCAUGAGUUGGUUUCAGUAACCACUAUCCUGAGGCUGAUUGUGUACUCUGCUCUCCCAUAAUUUUCUAGAUGAUUUUGAAGCAAAAUCUUCCUAUAUUUAAGAGAAGAAAAGGCUAUGGAGCUGAGACCCCAGCUCAGACAAAAUGUGUUUUUAAUUUUUCUUACUUAAAAACUUCUGUGUUUUUACUCAUUACUACCUACCCUACUGCCAUGCAAAUGAGGAUGGAAUUCCAUAAAACUGAUGGCCCAGAACUUGUUCCUGUCAGUAUUAUGAGAAUAUAAAGUAUCACCGUUCUUCCCUAGCCAACUGUUGGUUGGAUUAAAGAAAAUGUAGGAGCCCCAAUCCUCUGUGUAAAGACACUGACUAUCCCUUAAGAACAUGCUUUCAAAGCAAUUAUUUUAAGAAACAUACAUAAAUAUUUCUUUCAGGCUACAGCCAUGUCUACCCUAUGAAAAUCUAAAUACCCCCUUCUUAGCUAGGGAAGCAUGUGGUGUCUCAUAUCAAAGUUUUGUCAUCCUGCUGCCUUCCAAACUACAGGGAACCUAAAACUUUCUGGUGAUAUAGAAACAAUGAUUUUCAACUUGAUUCCCAAAAGUAAAAUAUUUUUAUUAGA
Mus caroli (Ryukyu mouse) is the source of this 2085-nucleotide messenger RNA. RefSeq names its product aldo-keto reductase family 1 member E2 (gene Akr1e2). NCBI's taxonomy places the organism in Eukaryota, Metazoa, Chordata, Mammalia, Rodentia, Muridae. The record is from RefSeq and is a predicted model, not a curated record. Gene Ontology annotation, molecular function: oxidoreductase activity.